AUGACUGUGCUGGCACCUUGGGCUUUAUGGGAAAAAACGAAGGACGUAAUGGUUCUGGAACAACAGUAUCAGUCCAUGUGCACAUGGAUUGCCGCGAUUCCAGAAAAUAUGAAACGUCACCGUCACCUGUGCGAUCCAGUUGUGCUACAGUUUGCGGUCGCGGUGCGCGAGUCAAAUCCAUGGGCUGUUAUGACGGCAUACCACAAGAUCAAUGGCGUACACUGUAGUGAGGAUCCGAGGCUGAUUCGAGAUAUCCCAAGGAGUGAAUGGAAGUAUGAUGGGCUAGUUCUCUGCGACUGGUGGGGGAUCUACAGCACCUCAGAAUUAAUCAAUGCCGGAAUGGACCUGGAAAUGCCGGGGCCUACAGACUGGAGGUGCAAGAUCCUGGCAUGGGCGACCCGAUCUCGCAAAGUUUCAAUAGAAACUAUCGAUUCUUCCGUGAGACGGGUUCUGAAGCUCGUCAACAGGGUCCUUGCAGCUCAAUCUGAGCCCGUCAAGGAUUCUGACACGGAGAAAAACCGUGCGCUUCUGCGUGAAACCACUGCCGUACCAGUUGUGCUUCUAAAAAAAAAUGAGGCCAAUGUUCUGCCUUUGGUGAAGGACAGCAAGACGCGAUAUGCUCUAAUCGGCGACCACUGGAAGAACCCGGCUGUUGCUGGUGACGACAGUUCUGAGGUGACUCCGUACUAUGUUUCUACCCCUUACAGUGCAUUUGUGGAGGCUGUGGGAGAAGACAGCUUCAUCUGUGCUAUGGGAUGUUACUCACACAAAUUCGCUCCUUUACUAUACAGCACCAUCACGCAGCCUGGCUCAGACGCCCAUGGCAUGCUGCUUGAGUUUUUCAAUAAAGAUCCCAAUGGCUCUUCGGACGCCGAACUGCUCUACACAACGACCACAGAGAAAACUGACCUAAAAUUUGCAGACAGUCUGCCUCCAGACACAGUUCCUGAGUAUACUUCCUCCGGAUCCGCACCAUCUCGGGGUUCACGUUGGGGCUGCGCCGGUUGGAUCCGGGAGGCCGUUGAAAUUGCUCGACAAGUUGACAUCCCAGUCAUUCUUACCGGCUUGAGUGCAGAUUACGAAUACGAAGGGAUUGACCGCAAGUCACUUGGGCUGCCAGGGCGCGUGGACGAGUUGAUCGAACGCGUGACAGAGGCUAACCCUAAGACUAUUAUCAUUACCGAGGCCGGAACAGCAACUACCAUGCCCUGGGCAGAUAAGACGCCCACUGUCAUCCAUUCCUGGUUUGGCCGCCAAGAGACAGGCCACGGGAUCGUUGAUAUUCUCUUCGGAGACGUCAAUCCUUCUGGGCGAUUGCCGCUGACAUUUCCGCGCAACCUGGAGGUUCCUCCGGUCUACGAGUCAGAUCCCAAGCAUAUUAUGACCAUUUCUGUCAGUCUGAAGAAUACUGGCCAAUGCCCAGGCGCAGAGAUAGUCCAGGUCUAUGUGAAAGACGUCAGCAGCUCUGUGCAGAGACCGAGGAAGGAGCUGAAAUCGUUCAAGAAGGUUCAUCUUGCACCUGGUGAGAACAUGAAAAUCGAAGUCACGUCUUGA
This is a messenger RNA of Aspergillus nidulans FGSC A4, 1554 nucleotides long. Its product is annotated as protein bglO. Gene Ontology annotation, biological process: carbohydrate metabolic process; cellulose catabolic process. NCBI's taxonomy places the organism in Eukaryota, Fungi, Ascomycota, Eurotiomycetes, Eurotiales, Aspergillaceae. The transcript has 6 exons. The record is from RefSeq and is a predicted model, not a curated record. Gene Ontology annotation, molecular function: beta-glucosidase activity; hydrolase activity, hydrolyzing O-glycosyl compounds. The coding region runs from base 1 to 1554 and encodes 517 amino acids. Gene Ontology annotation, cellular component: extracellular region.